This is a messenger RNA of Phascolarctos cinereus (koala), 2513 nucleotides long. RefSeq lists its product as uncharacterized. Lineage: Eukaryota; Metazoa; Chordata; Mammalia; Diprotodontia; Phascolarctidae. Gene Ontology annotation, biological process: regulation of transcription by RNA polymerase II. The record is from RefSeq and is a predicted model, not a curated record. Gene Ontology annotation, molecular function: DNA-binding transcription factor activity, RNA polymerase II-specific; RNA polymerase II cis-regulatory region sequence-specific DNA binding.
CCCUCCCCUGCGGAGACUCCAUUUCCCGAAAUGCCUCCAGAGAUCUCGCGUCGGAGGCAGAAUGGCGGCUCUAGGCCAUCCCGUUCGGCUUUUCGCAGAGCCUGAUGCAUUGUGGUCAUUGUUCCUCGGGCCAUUGGAAUGCCAUGCAGCCGUCCCUCCCUAAAGCUUCAGGGCAGCGCCUGGUGGAAAGGAACCAGUCCUGGAGCCUGGGGAUACAGCAAGUCCUGACCAUCUGGCGGAGCAGAGAGCAUUGGCGUGAAGCCACAACGGUCAGCGAGCGAGGAGGAAGUGACCAUGGGAGACUUGGCCUUCCCCUCUGGGGAGAGAGGCUCAUCGGUCCUUCCAGGCAGUCAGUCAGGAAGCACUGAGAAAGUAUUGUUGCCGAGGGAAAGGACUAGCAGUGUGUGAUGGGGACCAGGGAAGGGAGAAAGAAUUCUCUGUGUACUUUGUGAAGACGUCGUUUCGUGACCUCCUUCAGCAGCAAGGGCCAGCUCCAGAGGAAGAUAAGUUUGUUCAAGACUUUCCCCUUCCCCAAAACAAGAGAAUCGAGGAUGAGGAGGAAAUGCUUGCUGGGCUUGUCACGGCCAGGGCUCAGGAAUUGGUGUCAUUCAGAGAUGUUGCCAUACACUUCACCCAGGAGGAAUGGAGCCAUCUUCAUCCAACUCAGAAGGACCUGUACUGGCACGUGACGCUGGAGAACUGUGAGAACCUCGUAUCACUGGGGCUUCCCGUUUCUAAACUGGAUGUGCUUUCCCUGUUGGGAAGAGGAAAUGCAUCAUGGAAACCAGAAGGAGAAGAAAGCCCACAAAGCACUUGUCCAGAUUCCCUUAAUGAAAUCUGGUUUGAAACCCUCGACCCAAGUCUGAUACAAGACACUUACAUAGGAGUAUCAUCUGGGAAAAGACUGCCAAACAAUAGUCCCUGGCUGUCUAAGAAGAGAGAAGCUGAAGGAUAUGACAUCAAUUCAGAGAAAGGAAAGAAGAGCUGGGAGAGACCAUCCAGACAAGUAACAAGCACUCACAGAACAGCUUUUAAGAAAGGGAGUGUGCAUCAGUGUAAUGCAUUUGGGAGGCAUUUUCAUUUGGGAUCAGUCUUUGAUGCACUGUGGAAAGAAACUGUAGGAGGAAGUAUCCAUAAAUACAUGACACUUGAAAAGAGCUUCAGAGAUUUUUCAGACCUAAUUCCAUGUAAUAUAUUCCCUUUAGGGAAGAAUCUUUCUAAGUAUAAAAAAUGGAAAAAGCCCUUCAAUUACCAUUCAGACCUAAUUAAAUUUCGUAGAACACAUGCUGGAGAAAAGCUGCAAGAACACUACGAAUGUGGUGAAGCCUUUUCCAGAAGAUCAAAUCUUGCUGGACAACAGACAUUUCAUACUGGCAAGAAACAUGACCAAUGUAAUAAAUAUGGGAAAACCUUGAGCCAUAGGGGAAGCUUGACUAAACAUAAGAGGACUUAUAUUGGAGUGAAGCCCUUUCAGUGUAAUGAAUGUAGAAAAGCCUUCAGUCAGAGGGGACAACUCAUUUAUCAUCAGAGAACUCAUACUGGAGAGAAACCCUUUGCAUGUACUGAAUGUGGGAAAGCCUUUAGCCGGAGGGCAAACCUCAUUAGACAUCAAAGAACUCAUACUGGAGUCAAACCCUUUGAAUGUAAUGAUUGUCAAAAAGCCUUUAGCCAGAGAGGACACCUCAUUUAUCAUCAAAGAAUUCAUACUGGAGAGAAACCCUUUGAAUGUAGGGAAUGUGGGAAAGGCUUCAGCCGGAAGGCUAUCCUUAUUACUCAUCUGAGAACUCAUACUGGAGAGAGACCCUUUGCAUGUAAUCAAUGUGAGAAAGCAUUCAGUGAAAGGGCAAGCCUAAUUACCCAUCAAAGAAUUCAUACUGGAGAGAAACCUUUUGCAUGUAAUGAAUGUGGGAAAGGCUUCAGUCGAAGAGGACAUCUUAUUACCCAUCAGAGAAGUCACAGUGGAGUGAAACCUUUUGCGUGCAAUGAAUGUGGGAAAGCCUUCAGUGAAAGGCGAGACCUUAUUACUCAUCAAAGAACUCAUACUGGAGUGAAACCCUUUGAAUGUAAUGAGUGUAGGAAAGCCUUCAGUCAGAGGGGACACCUCAUUUAUCAUCAAAGAAUUCAUACUGGAGAGAAACCCUUUGAGUGUAGUAUAUGUGGAAAAGGUUUCAUCCAGAAAGGACACCUUAUUAGACAUCAGAGAACACAUACUGAAGUGAAACCUUUAGAAUGCAAUGACAGAGGGAAAGCUUUUGGUGAGAGGACAAACCUCAUUUGUCAUCAGAAAAUUCAGACUCGGGAGGGGAUGCCUUGCUAAACAUUAGGGAACUCAUAAGGAGUUGAAACAUUCUGAAUGUAGCCAGUUUUUUCACCAAGAACAUAUUUGGCUGUAAUUGAUGCCUGUUGAUUGGGGGAUAGCUAAAUAAACUUUGGUACCUAAAUAUGGAAUAUUACUUUGUUGUCAGAAACACUGAAUAUUGUAAAGUACUGAAUAAAUUAAACUCAUAAGUGGA